Sinocyclocheilus grahami is the source of this 6384-nucleotide messenger RNA. Its product is annotated as CLIP-associating protein 2. NCBI's taxonomy places the organism in Eukaryota, Metazoa, Chordata, Actinopteri, Cypriniformes, Cyprinidae. Bases 671 to 5347 code for a protein of 1558 amino acids. Gene Ontology annotation, biological process: establishment of mitotic spindle localization; mitotic spindle assembly. Gene Ontology annotation, cellular component: microtubule organizing center; spindle microtubule; basal cortex. The transcript is spliced from 43 exons. The record is from RefSeq and is a predicted model, not a curated record. Gene Ontology annotation, molecular function: microtubule binding.
CUGUGCGGCUUUGAAGGACCUCAAGGCCUCGGCCCAACUCUUCCUUGGGAUCGUUUGCUAUUCAACACUCCACUAUUGCGGCUACUGGCGGUCUAGUGGCCGUGAUCGAGUCGUGAGCUCAGGAGGCAGCUGUCAACCCGCGGAUUAUAUUUGUAUUAAGUGUAAACAGGAGAGCCGUGAAAGCAGCGCGCGUCGGCACUACACCGGCGGCUCAUCCACUCAUCACCCGAGCGGCGUGAAGCGGGCUUUUCUGAAAUGGACGCCAGGAGGGAGGAGAGCCCCGGCGGCAGGCCCCAGGAUACUCGACCAUAAGAGUUAAAGCUAGCCGAGUUAGCCGAUACAUUUCCACUGUUUUUAUACGCGCCUCGCAGCGGAUCUCUUUUACUUUGCUUUGCGUCCGUGGUCGCCCACACUUUGUUUUUCAGUGGAAACACUUUUUGUUCGGGGGAUCAACCAUUUGGUUCCUGGGAAACUUUGUCAAAGUUGUUUAUUUUCCGUUAAUGCACUAAACAACAGACUUCAGCCACCCUCAGAGAGUGUCUUUAAACCCAGUAUUUGACUUCCUCUUUGUACACAUUUCAGUUUCUCGUGCCGUUUACGCGACUCUGACAGUCACUCUGUCGUUGUUAUUGUUUCGCCGCGACCUGAGGACUAACCACAAAGCGUCCCGAUGGAGGAAAAUGACAACAUGGACUAUUUUUACCAGCAGGUUUUGCAGAAGGACGUGACCCGACGGCUGCAGGUCGGCCCGGAUCUCAUAGACUACCUGAGCGACCCGCAGAGGUCCUGGGAUGUGGAGCAGGACAAACCCCGCCUGGAUAAAACCAUAGAUGAGCUGACGGGAUGGGUCAACUCCAGCAAUUACAAGGUUGCAUUGCUGGGGAUCGAUAUCGUCAGCGCAUUUGUGGAUCGGAUGACUGAUCGCUUCAGAGGUUAUAUCAUCACAGUGGUGCCUGCAUUAGUUGACCGUUUGGGUGAUGCGAAGGAUCAGGUUCGAGAACAGUCACAAGCACUCAUUUUGAAGCUGAUGGAGCAGACGGCAACACCCAUGUAUGUUUGGGAGAGGCUGUUUUCUGGCUUCAAACACAAAAACUUCCGCAGUAGAGAGGGACUCUGCUUGUGCUUGGUUGCCACUCUAAAUGCUUACGGUGCUCAGCCCUUAAGUUUGAGUAAAUUUGUUCCACAUCUCUGUUCGCUAACAGGAGACCAAAACCCCCAGGUACGGGAGGCAGCUAUGACAAGCCUAGUGGAGGUGUAUCGACAUGUGGGAGAGAAAGUGAGAAUAGACCUCAACAAAAGAGAUCUACCAUCUGCGCGGUUACAGAACAUUUUGAGCCGUUUUGAUGAAGUACUGAAUUCGGGGAACAUGGCUCUCAGCCUGAGUCAAGAUCGUAGUUUUGAUGAUGAUGACUCUGUGGACGGAAGCAGGCCGUCAUCGGCUCAGGCUGCAUUUAAAGUGCCCAAAGUACCCAAGAAACCUGGAGACUCUGCCAGCAGUUCCAGACGACCCAGUGCCACUGGAGCUGCCAAGACAGGUGUCUCUAAGGAGGUGGCAGGAGCUGUGGAUGAGGAGGAUUUCAUCAAAGCAUUCACAGACGUCCCCACGGUUCAGAUCUACUCCACACGAGACCUGGAGAAUAAUCUGAACAAGAUCCGUGAGGUUCUGUCUGAUGAUAAACACGACUGGGACCAUAGAACAAGCGCGCUAAAGAAAGUCCGAUCUCUGCUGGUUGCCGGGGCAACAGACUAUGAUUGUUUCUACCAGCACCUGCGUCUGUUGGAUGGCGCAUUUAAGCUGUCGGCAAAAGACCUGCGUUCCCAGGUGGUGCGGGAGGCUUGCAUCACGGUGGCGUAUCUUUCCACACUAUUAGGGAAUAAGUUUGAUCAUGGUGCAGAGGCCAUUGUUCCAGUGCUCUUCAAUCUUAUCCCUAACUGUGCCAAAGUGAUGUCCACAUCUGGCACAGCAGCCAUACGCAUCAUCAUACGGCACACUCAUGUUCCACGUCUAAUUCCUCUCAUCACUAGUAACUGCACGACAAAGUCUGUGGCCGUCCGGAGGCGCUGUUAUGAGUUCUUGGAUCUUCUGCUGCAGGAAUGGCAGACUCACUCUCUGGAGAGGCAUGUGGCUGUGUUGAUGGACAGUAUUAAGAAGGGAAUCAAAGAUGCAGACUCAGAGGCUCGAGUGGAGGCCAGGAAGGCAUACUGGGGGUUGCGGGCUCAUUUCCCCGGGGAGGCGGAGUCUCUGUAUAACUCAUUAGAAUCGUCCUAUCAGAAGACACUUCAGUCGUAUCUAAAGAGCUCUGGCAGUGUGGCGUCCCUGCCACAGUCGGAUCGCUCGUCCUCCAGUUCGCAAGAAAGCCUUAAUCGGCCGCUGUCAAAGUGGUCAGCUGCUCCAGGCAGAGUGCCUGCCAGUUCAAAAUCAUCAGGAUCUCCAGGCUCUUUGCAGCGUUCCCGCAGCGAUGUGGAUGUCAAUGCAGCCGCCGGUGCUAAAGCCAGACACAGCGGACAGGCUGGAGUGGCAGGCCGAGUCACGACAGGCCUGGCCCCUGGAUCAUAUGCAUCUCUCGAUGAUGCCUCUGAUAAGGAUGGGCGACUACGGACUAAGCAAACUUUAUCAACUGCAUCUAGUGUAGGGAGCAGUCAGGUCGACUCAAGAGGGCGGACCAGAUCAAAGAUGGUGUCUCAGUCACAACGUUCCGACGAUUCUGAUUGCACGCCAGGAUCACAGUCUGCUACCCCUGUUGGUGCGGGUUCUCGCUCGGGUUCCCCAGGCCGGGUUUUGACCAGCACAGCUCUGAGCACACUCAGUACAGGAGCUCAGCGUGUGAGUGCAGCACCAGGCUCCCACCGUCGCAGCCGGAUCCCACGCAGUCAAGGCUGCAGUCGAGACUCCAGCCCCACGCGCCUGUCUGUUGCUCCUUCAAACAUCAGCCACAUCUACAAUGGAUCAAAAGGAGCAAGGGGUAGUCGUAUACCACGGCCUAGUGUGAGUCAGGGCUGCAGUCGUGAGGCCAGCCGAGAGAGCAGCAGAGACACCAGCCCUGUGCGCUCCUUCACGCCGCUCGCAUCCCGGCAUUAUUCGCGCUCAACUGGUGCUCUUCAUGCCCCAGACGCCUUCGGGGCAGCAGGUUCUGGCUUGGGUAUAUCUCAGUCCAGUCAUCUCUCAUCCUCAGUUAGUGCAAUGAGAGUGCUGAACACAGGAUCAGACGUGGAGGAAGCCCUGGCAGAUGCUCUGCUAUUAGGAGAUAUGCGGGGCAAGAAGAAACCAGCUAGGCGGCGGUAUGACACCUGUGGGAUGUACUCAGAUGAUGAUGCAAAUAGCGAUGCCUCCAGUGCGUGUUCAGAGCGUUCGUACAGCUCCCGGAAUGGCAGUAUUCCAACAUAUAUGCGGCAGACUGAAGAUGUGGCUGAAGUGCUCAAUCGCUGUGCCUCUGCCAACUGGUCUGAGAGAAAAGAGGGGCUGAUGGGAUUGCAGGCAUUGCUGAAAAACCAACGAACUCUCAGCCGUGUUGAGCUGAAGAGGUUGUGCGAAAUUUUUACCAGGAUGUUUGCAGACCCACACAGCAAGCGUGAUUCCAGAGGCUUCGGCACGGCAGAAUCCGGUAUCAGUUCUGCCUCUUUUAAGGUACAGAAGUCAUUCUCACACUCCUGUCCUCCAGCACAAUCACAUUCAACAGCCACUCGAGCUGUUCUUCAGGGGUCUGGAAAAACCUGGAUCCUUUUAUGUGGAUAUUUAAAAGGGCUAUUUAAAAAACAAGCCAAAGUACAGAAAGCCCUAGACGUCACAAGAGAAUCUUUUCCGAAUGAUCUGCAGUUCACUAUCCUAAUGAGAUUCACAGUUGACCAAACACAGACUCCCAACUUAAAGGUGAAGGUGGCCAUUUUGAAGUACAUAGAAACACUGACCCUACAAAUGGAGCCACAGGAUUUUGUCAACUCAAGCGAAACCAGACUGGCAGUGUCGCGUAUCAUUACGUGGACCUCCGAACCCAAGAGCUCUGACGUCAGAAAGGCAGCGCAGUCAGUGUUGAUCUCGCUAUUCCAGCUGAACACACCAGAGUUUACAAUGCUUCUAGCUGCACUGCCCAAAACCUUUCAAGAUGGAGCCACCAAAUUGUUGCAGAACUACCUACGUAACACUGGAAACACAGCCCAGGCUCCAACGGGAAGCCCGCUCACCCGACACACUCCAAGAUCACCAGCCAGUUGGUCGAGCCCUUUAACCUCCCCUACCAACACAUCACAAAACACACCAUCACCAAGUGCAUUUGAUUACGAUACUGAGAACAUGAACUCUGAGGAGAUCUACAGCUCCCUGAGAGGAGUCAGUCAGGCCAUCCAGAACUUUAGCGUCCGCAGCCAGGAGGACAUGACUGAGCCACCGCGAAAAAGAGAUGGAGAUGGUGAAGAGGGUGGUGAUCAACCCACAGACUCUGGUCGGACGGCGCUGGAUAACAAGACCUCUCUGCUAAAUACUAUGCCGCUCCUCUCCUCGAGUCCCCGCCCAACGAGGGAAUACCAGCCAGUCAGCUACUCUGACUCCUUCAGCUCCUCCCCUUUUAAUAAAAGCCUGAAAGAUGCAGACCAAGAUGCGGAGUCCUUCACUGAUGACAGUGGUGUGGACCAGUCUGAGGUGGUUGCUGAGCUCCUAAAGGAGCUCUCGAAUCACAGCGAGCGGGUGGAAGAGAGGAAAGCUGCGCUGUGUGAGCUAAUGCGGCUGAUUAGAGAAACGCAACUGCAUGUUUGGGACGAGCACUUCAAAACCAUCCUCCUGCUGCUCCUAGAAACACUUGGGGAUGGAGAGCAUGUCAUUCGGGCAUUAGCACUGCGGGUGUUGAAGGAGAUCCUAAACAGGCAGCCGUGGCGCUUUAAAAACUAUGCUGAACUCACCAUUAUGAAGACCCUGGAAGCACAUAAAGAUCCACACAAAGAGGUGGUACGGGCUGCAGAAGAGGCAGCGUCUGUGUUGGCGACCUCAAUAAGUCCCGAUCAGUGUAUUAAGGUGUUGUGCCCCAUCAUCCAAUCGGCAGAUUACCCCAUCAACCUGGCUGCCAUCAAGAUGCUCACCAAAGUCAUUGACCGGCUACCCAAAGAGGGUCUUCUUCAAAUGCUCCCUGAGAUCGUCCCUGGGCUCAUUCAGGGUUAUGAUAACUCUGAGAGCAGUGUACGAAAGGCAUGUGUAUUUUGCCUUGUGGCCAUCUAUGCGAUCAUUGGAGAGGAUCUGAAACCUCACCUCAGCCAGCUGUCUGGCAGCAAGCUGAAACUGUUGAAUUUGUAUAUAAAACGAGCUCAGAGCGGCUCCGGCGGAAGUGACCAGUCUUCAGAUGUGGGAGGGCAGGGCCUGUAGCCGUGCUGUCACCAUUCAGAACUACAGCAUUCUCUUAGUGCAGGGGGACCCUUGCUGGAUUUUUAACUCACAUGCAUACACAAACACCUACAUACGCUUGCCUACAAGUACACAAAGCCGCAUGCACCUACACUGCUGGACACCCUCCUCCGGCCCCACACACCUUCCAGUGGGACAUGCGGCGAGGAGCAGCGUCGGACUGAAACUCUUCCUCCAAACUAGGAUCACCGUCACUCUGUGUGCAUGUCUGAGAAACCACUAUCUGUGGCACAGAUGGUGGACUGCUGAUGUAGUUUUGUUGCCUGGUCAAUGAGAAGAUCAUGUGUGUGCGUGCGUGUGUGUGUGUGUGUCAGAUGGGGAGGGUGGAAAUCCAGCAGAAAGAGGGGGAUGUUGUGGGUGUCAUUUGGUGCAACAUGGAAAUCAUUUCUUUUUAUCAAAGAGCUUUUGAGAAACUCAGAUUUUUAAGAUGAAGUUCAAAACUUCUUGGUCUGAGCGACGUGUCAUUAACGUUCCUAAUUGCUCACUAUCGAUUAUAAUUAACAGUCGUAUCAUUUCAUAACAGUGAGCGGUUGGUCCAGCUUGCUCUAUUAUAAGGCAUUCUUUGCUUGGCUUUAUGCAUGUCAUGAAUAAAACUGAACCUUUUUAUCUGGUUGCAUACAUGGCUAAAUGAGCCACGCGUCAGUCGUCCUGCACACCCAAGAUUCUCAUCGCAGUGAGGCCACAUGUGAUACCACACCACAUAGGCAAUAUGUAUCUAUAUAUAUAUAUAUAUAUAUAUAUAUAUACCAUAACAAAGGAAUAUUCAAGAAGAGCUUAUGUCCUGAGGGCGUGUGGAUUCUUUUAAGUAGCAUAGUGUCAUUCUUCUCUGAUGGGAAAUUUGUAGAAAUGUAUUUACGCACCUAAAUGCCGCAACUGUCUUGUCACUUCUUUCCUGUAGUGUCGGUCUUUCUCCCACCGUGAGGAAGUUCUCUUUCUUCCCGCUGCAUUUCUAGAACUGUGCUAACGAUAAAAUUAAAAUAAAGAAAAUGUACAGUAAU